This is a messenger RNA of Microdochium trichocladiopsis, 2243 nucleotides long. RefSeq names its product Prefoldin subunit-domain-containing protein. Gene Ontology annotation, molecular function: chromatin binding; transcription corepressor activity; phosphatase inhibitor activity. Gene Ontology annotation, biological process: negative regulation of phosphatase activity; negative regulation of transcription by RNA polymerase II. The transcript has a single exon. Bases 68 to 1909 code for a protein of 613 amino acids. The record is from RefSeq and is a predicted model, not a curated record. Lineage: Eukaryota; Fungi; Ascomycota; Sordariomycetes; Xylariales; Microdochiaceae.
CCGGCGUUCUUGCCCUUCACCACAGAAAUGUGACUGACUCCCGUCCGAGCCAGACGACAGCUGCAACAUGGACGAGCCGUCAACAUUCGAGCGCGAGCGGCAGCGCCUUGAGGAGACGGUGGAGAGAUUCACAGACGCCGUCAACCUCUGGAGGCAGUGGAAGGAAGAGUACGAGACGCUCCGCGAAGACGUCAAGCUCCUCCCGGCAGCCGCCACGCGCGAGGACCGCGCGACCGCCCGGCAAGACUACGAAGGCGAGCUCAUCGAUGCCAAAGAGCUCGUCGACAUCUUCGGCAAGGACGACUCGCGGUCCCCGGACCAGAUCCUCAGCAUCCUCACGAACCGGCUCGACUAUGUCGCCAAGAACAUCGACACGCUCAACCGCAAGGUGGAGGACGCGCGCCGGAAGCUUGCCGAGGCGGAGAACCCCAGUGCAGCCUUCGAUGACGACGACGACUCGCUGCCCAUGACGGAGAUUGUGGAGCAGCUCGACGACGAUGACAACGUUAUUUCGUACAGCCUGCGGACACCAGGCAAGAGUCAGGCGCAGCUGAUGGAGGCUUUGGAGAAGGCCGGCUUGAAGGACGUCCGCGCGCCCGUGAGCACCGAGUCUGCCCAAAAUUCAGAUAAAAGCACCCAUUCAAAACCUGUCAAGGAAUCAAAGCGCCCUCCCAAGGAGACCGCGUCCUCGAGCGCCCCAAAGCAGGAUCUCGAACCAGAGGAAGAGUCCGUCGUGCCUAAGACACUGCCAUCCGACAAACCGACCCCAAAGAAGUCUGUCACCUUCAGCGAGGACACAAAGCCCGAGGCACAAGUCAACCGCCCCGUACCGGCGAGGACAAUAGAAGAUAUCUUGCAAGAGGCGGCGGUACAGCAGAUCGCAAUAGAAGACCCCGUUAUUCCCGCCGACGACUCGCCUGAGGAUGCCGACCUGCGCGAGGACAUGCUGCGCUACAACAGAGAGACCAUGAUGUACGAGAUGGCGCCGAUCGUGGCUGAGCUGCAGCUCGAAGAGGGGUCGGACUUCGACACCGAGGACGACUGGGACGAGGACGACCUUGAGGACGACGAUGACGACGAUGACGACGAGGAAGACCAGUGGGGCAGAUCCACCAAGAGUGUCGUGACAGAUGACUGGAAGCGCCAGAUGCUCGAACUCAAGGAGCGCAUGAGCAAUCACACCUUUGCGAGCACGGCUCCAGAUGGCGCCACGAAACACGACGACCAAGAUGAGCGGAUGGAAGGUGUCGGUCGGAUAAGCAUCAAGCGGGAAGCGCCAUUGGAUCCAGCUAAGGAAGCAUCAGCAGCAGCACUGAACGACGAUGAUUCUCAAACCAAGAAGGGCGUGCGGUUCGCUGCACAAUUAGAUAUCGCUGAUGAGAGCAACCGAGCUGUACCGAAACCUCCUGCCACAUCAUCAUCGACACCCUCAUCACAGCCCUUGGUCGAUCCCCUUUCUGAUAUCGUGGAGCGCAAGAGCCCAGCCGCCGCCACAAAACCACAAAACCCCACAAAGAAACCCUCGCGUUUCAAGCAAUCCCUUCCGGGCCCCUCACAGACGGCUGCUGUAGCUGCCAGCUUCCCGGUGGCUUUCAACGGUACACCUAUUGCCCCCGAAGAGCCUGUCGAUAACACUAGGUAUGCGCCCUCAGGCCCAGAGGGCCAGACGCUCGCAGAGACGGUUUUAGAGCGCGAGCCAAGCCGCAAGGUUGUUGAGCCGGACGAGUUUGACGCUACCCUACUGCACCAGCAGGCCACGGAGGAGUACUACAAGAUGCGCAACAAGCUCGUGCACCGCCAGGGUGGAUUCACCAAGGAAGACGACAGCCCUGUGCAGCCAUUGGGAGAGGAGGAAGGCGGACCACGCAAAGUAAGCCGCUUUAAGGCUGCUAGGCUCAAGAAGCCUUGAAGCGCAAUGAAGGAAAAAGAAAGAAGAAAAAAAGAGACAAAGACAACAAGGGUACCGUAAGUUGGUCCACACAAUGGAAGGACUUCGACGCUCUCAAGCCCUGUUGUGUGGCUCGUGCUGGCUCGCUCAUCGUGAACAACAUGUCCGCCAACGUGAGCAUGGCGCAAGGCCCAUGCAGGCAUCCGUAUUCUGAAGAUCCUGCAGCUGCGAACAUGCCAUUGCGCCUGUUGUGACCCUUUGAUUCGUGACCGGAACGGGAACGUAGAAGGCCAACCGUGCAACCUCAUCCAUGCAUUCCUGAAUCCCUUCCAGCCCCGUGUUUAGCAAUCACUGG